CCCGGAGGCCGCCCCGCGCGCUCCGGCCCCGCCGUGCGCCUGAACCCCGCGCCGCGCGAGAAGACAGCGCGCACAGAUCGCCGCCCAAGUUACAGAGGUGGCGACCGAGUGAGAAGGAAAAGCCACUUCAGGAGCCGGGUUGCCAGGGGGCGACCGCCCCGCCGGAGCUCCAGACCCCGACCGGAAGUCGAAGGCCGCAGCGAUGCCAGACUCUCCAGCUGAGGUGAAAACGCAGCCCCGGUCCACGCCCCCCAGCAUGCCACCCCCACCACCUGCAGCAUCCCAGGGAGCCACACGACCACCCUCCUUCACACCUCACACACGAACAGAGUGGAAGAUGUGCAGCGUACUGGGCACAGCUGCUGCCAGAGGCCCAGGAUUCUGCCAUCAUAAACAUCAUCAUUUGGGUCAUCGCUGUCAUUGCUGCCCUGUGUGCUCCUGGUCAGCGUGUGACUGUCGUGCCUUGUCCUCACACCACCCUCCUCCCGCAGUGAUGAACGGCAGCAGCCACUCACCCACGGCCAUCCAUGGCGCCCCGUCCACGCCCAACGGCUUCAGCAAUGGCCCAGCCACCUCAUCCACGGCCUCACUGUCCACACAGCACCUGCCCCCGGCUUGCGGGGCUCGACAACUCAGCAAGCUCAAGCGUUUCCUCACUACCCUGCAGCAGUUCGGCAGCGACAUCUCACCUGAGAUCGGGGAGCGCGUGCGCACACUAGUGCUGGGGCUGGUGAACUCAACUCUGACCAUCGAGGAAUUUCAUUCCAAGCUCCAAGAAGCCACCAACUUCCCGCUGCGGCCGUUCGUCAUCCCCUUCCUAAAGGCUAAUCUGCCACUGCUGCAGAGAGAGCUCCUGCACUGUGCCCGCCUGGCCAAGCAGACGCCUGCCCAGUACCUGGCCCAGCACGAGCAGCUACUGCUGGAUGCCAGCGCCGCCUCCCCAGUCGACUCCUCUGAACUCCUGCUGGAAGUCAACGAGAACGGCAAGAGGAGGACGCCCGACAGGACCAAAGAGAAUGGGUCAGAUCGGGACCCCCUGCACCCGGAACACCUCAGCAAGCGGCCCUGCACCCUGAGCCCCGCCCAGCGCUGCAGUCCCAGCAACGGGUUGCCCCAUCCCACACCACCCCCACCCCCACACUACCGCCUAGAGGACAUGGCCAUGGCUCAUCACUUCCGCGACUCCUACCGACACCCUGAUCCACGGGAGCUCCGGGAGCGCCAUCGGCAGCUCGCCAUGCCUGGGUCUCGGCAAGAAGAAGUGAUUGACCACAGGCUCACGGAACGUGAGUGGGCAGAGGAGUGGAAGCACCUCAACAGCCUCCUGAAUUGCAUCAUGGACAUGGUGGAGAAGACACGGCGGUCACUUACUGUGCUGCGCCGAUGCCAGGAGGCUGACCGAGAGGAGCUCAACCACUGGAUCCGGCGCUACAGCGAUUCCGAGGACGGGAAGAAGGGCCCCACGCCUGCCUCGGCACGGUCCCUCAACAGCUGCAGUGGCCCUGAGGGGUCUCAGCUAGAUGUCCACCGGGAGUUCAUGCCCAGGACCCUCUCUGGCUAUAUGCCCGAGGAGAUCUGGAGGAAGGCUGAAGAAGCCGUGAAUGAGGUGAAGCGCCAGGCAAUGUCAGAGCUACAGAAAGCUGUGUCUGACGCGGAGCGCAAAGCCCAUGAACUCAUCAACACAGAGCGCGCCAAGAUGGAACGGGCCCUGGCCGAGGCCAAGCGGCAGGCCUCCGAAGAUGCCCUGACUGUCAUCAACCAGCAAGAGGACUCCAGCGAGAGCUGCUGGAACUGCGGGCGCAAGGCCAGUGAGACGUGCAGCGGCUGUAAUGCAGCACGCUACUGUGGGUCCUUCUGCCAGCACAAGGACUGGGAGAAACACCACCAUGUGUGCGGCCAGAGCCUGCAGGGCCCCGCAGCUGCAGUAGCUGACCCGCUGCCCGGACAGCCUGACGCCACUGCCAGCCCCAGUGAGGCCGGCUCAGCAGGGCCCUCUCGUCCCUGCUCCCCAGGCCCACCAGGCCCUCUGGACGCCGCUGUGCCCCGCUGACCCCCAGACCCCAACACCCAGCCCAUGGAUGCCAUGCCCUGACGACCUCCUGGCCCCACCCUGGCCUACCAGAUGCCUGGCCUGAAGCCGGCCAGGUGGAGCCACUGCUGCUACCGCUUCUGUCCAAAAGAAAACACAGAUUCAACAAAACUGCAUCCAUGCAACCCCCUCAGCUACCUGAUGAGGUCUCCCAGGACCUCCCACAACCUCUUCAACAUCCUCAGAAGUCAUCAUGGAGCUGCAGACAGUGGGCACCGGCAGGAAUGUGGCCAGCUCUGCCUGCUGUCUGUCCCCUCUCUGUGCCUGUCUAUGUCUCUAUAUCUCUCUCUUGAUCUCUCUGUCUUGCCCUGUGUCUCCGUUCUGUCUUUAUAAUGUCCCCAUGUUUUCUCCAUAAUCACAAAGUCAGUGGCUUUCAGUGGAGAAUGGGGGGGGGGGUGUUUUGUUGGCAAACAAGCUACUCAGCAAUGGACAAAGAAGACUGGGGUUCUGCCGUUUCCUACGAAAAAAGGAAGAAAAACUGUGAUUUUUGUAGCCACAGUUGCUGUGUCACCCAGCUAACCCCAGGGGGAUUGACGCACGCAGCAGAGAUGGUGAGAAUGAUUCAAAUCCAACUCGAGAAGCAUUUUUUUUUUUCAAUUUCAGGUUUUUUUUCUUUUUCUUUUUUCUUUAAUGUCAAACUCUUUGGCUUUAAGAAAAAAAAAAUCCAAAAAGUCAUUUUUAAAAGCAAAAGAAACAUACCUAUAAACUACCUUGCCAGCUAGCCAGCCAAGGAUGCCGGACACACCUCGCUCUCUCCAAAGGAAAUCCAAAAAGCAAAUGCAAGAAAUCAAAAUCCAAAAUUUUUUAUCACUGCCAAAGUAUUUUUUUCAGCCUCCAGCCUGGGUUAGGAUGUCAGUCUUUUAUUUUAGUUUUGAUUUUGUCAGGGGUGUUGGGAUAUUGGGAUUUGGUGGGUUGAGCCAAGAAGAAACUUUUUGUUCUUUGUCAACUAGUAGGCAGUGCCCUCGAUGGGCAGAGGGGUCAGCAGCAAGGCCAUGUGCCGCUCAGCGCUGCAUCGGGAAGCCCGAGUCAGCGUGAGCCUGAGUGUCGUGUGCCCCAGGGCCAUGUCUGUGUGUCCCCGUGUGCAGGAGAGACACCUCCUCAUCCCGUCUGUCCUCAUGCCUCUGUGACUUCUCAUACUUCAUUUUCCAACUUGUGAAAAAAGUGCUAAAGUGUUCUUCCCAGAGAGCACAAUUCCGAAACUAAACUGUGA
Nannospalax galili (Upper Galilee mountains blind mole rat) is the source of this 3299-nucleotide messenger RNA. It is a transcript of the gene Cbfa2t3, whose product is annotated as CBFA2/RUNX1 partner transcriptional co-repressor 3. Gene Ontology annotation, cellular component: nucleus. The record is from RefSeq and is a predicted model, not a curated record. Lineage: Eukaryota; Metazoa; Chordata; Mammalia; Rodentia; Spalacidae. Gene Ontology annotation, biological process: DNA-templated transcription; negative regulation of DNA-templated transcription. The coding region runs from base 203 to 2050 and encodes 615 amino acids. The transcript is spliced from 11 exons. Gene Ontology annotation, molecular function: transcription corepressor activity.